Molecule: messenger RNA, 8720 nt
Organism: Oncorhynchus kisutch (coho salmon)
Lineage: Eukaryota; Metazoa; Chordata; Actinopteri; Salmoniformes; Salmonidae
Product: protein dispatched homolog 3
Exons: 27
Coding region: 4205-8260 (1351 amino acids)
Cellular component (GO): cytoplasm
Source: RefSeq, a predicted model, not a curated record
AGAUUUCCUUUGAGCUGCUAGUGAAGAGGCAGAUCAAGCGCCUGGAGGAUCCCAGCCUGUGCUGUGUGGAGCUGGUCCACGAGGAGCUACAGAGGAUCAUACAGCACUGCUCCUCCUACAGCACACCGGAGCUCCUUUGGUUUCCCAAGCUGCACGACUCCAUUGUGGAGGUGGUGACUAGUUUACUCAGGAAGCGCUUGCCCAUUACUAAUGACAUGGUCCACAACUUGGUUCAAAUUGAGCUUGCUUAUUACAUCAACACAAAGCACCCAGAAUUCACUGAUGGUGCUCAGGUCUCAGCAUCUGUCAACAGGCUGGCAGGAUGGAGAGAAGUACUGGAAGAAUACGAAAAUGGCAGAGGAGAAUGUACAAGUGGCAGGUUUCAGCAGCCCCGUGAAGGGCCAGGCCAUCAACCUCCUGGACACAGCGGUGCUGGCAUCCUGCAAGCUGAGUACCCGGGAGCAGAGAGACUGAGGUCAUCCAACGCUUCAUCAACUGCUACUUCCUCAUUGUCCGCAAGAGCAUUCAGGACCGUUCAGAGACCAGGGCACCUAGGGGUGUUAUUUAUAUAUUCAGUUAGUGGUGAGUUGAGUUGAGCCUUGCCUGUCCUGGUGGGUUAGCUAACUGUGUGUCUUAGGACUUGUGUGUCUGCAGUGUGCCCAAGACAGUGAUGCACUUCCUGGUGAACUUUGUGAAGUACCAUCUGCAGAGUGAGCUGGUGGGCCAGCUGUACAAACAUAACCUGCUGCAGGAGCUGCUCAUCGAGUCCCAGGAUACAGCACAACAGAGGACAGAGGUGGCUGGAGCUCUCAUAAAAGGCAGCAACAACAUAAUCUCGGAUAUUCGGGAGACACCUGUGGUAGGUAGCCCAAUGCAACUGACCUUUCCCCACUGAUCACAUGUCUUUGAGAGUGUAGGUGAGAAUGUAAGUACUGUAUGGCAAUACCACUGAGCUCACACUGACCAUAGCACAUCCAGCUGUCCUUUUUGUCUGUCCACUGGCCUCUCGGCUGGAGGAUUUUGACCAUUGUGUCUCAGGCAGAGCUGGUCCAUUGUAUUGAGUUGGCCAUAAUGUGAGACACCCAUGAUCAAAAACAAAGUAAGUGCAACAAUCGUCUGUCUAAAUGUCUGUUGGGUCUUUUGGUUGUGGUUGGAAAUGUGUUUUUAUAAUGUGCAGUAUUAAGUUGUUUUCUAGGGUCUUUAUUGCGUCAUGGCACAGGUUGUGCAUGUACUGCUACAUUUGUUUCCAUUGAUGUAUCUAUUUAUGGAAGAGUGAUCUCAAACCAUGAUCCCAGUUUCUGAAAGUAUGUGCGCCGAGUAACUAUAAUCAGCCUUUUAUUGGUUUCUCCUUUUUAUUUCUUUGUGACAUUCUGUAAAGAUGAACAGCGGGAGAGAACCAAACAUUAUGCACUAUGAUCCUGGUCUUCAGGGAUGCUGCAGAGGUUUGGUUUGACCUGGUCUAUAGGGUGGAGGGGUACAGUAGUUGUGAGCUAGAGCAGGCUUGUGUUCUUGAUGCGUGUCAUGUUUACAUAUCAUUCCAGUUGUACAUUUGCACUGUGUUUGUGCAUAUAUUAGUCCCAUAGCGAAGUCAUAUGUUCACAACAGAAUACAGCAUUUCUUUUCUCAAUAUGAAGUUACUAGUCAGGCUUUUCUUUCACAUGUUUUUGGACAACUGAGACUACAUCAUUUAUGAAUAGCAGACACAAAGACGUGUGUGUGUGUGUGUGUUGUACAGCUAGCUUUUCAGGAAAUGCAGGAUAGUUAUGGUUGAGUCCAACACUGAUUUGAGGAAUAUAGCGGUGAAGUGUAGAAAGCCACUAUGCAAAAUGAUUUUACUGUCCUUAGGCAGUCCUUUACUGUCCAUAUCUCAGAAUGCAUUCAAAUAUUGUACCCCAUGUUAAAAUGACCCCAUGUAUGCAAUGUGCCUCAUAGAGGCAGUGUUUUGUAGAGGCAGUUUCAGAAGUCUAGAUCUAGUCCUACCCAGAUGACAGGGAUGUUGGUGUGAGAGACUAACAUGGUUUUUGAUUGAACUCAUCAAAUCAAAUUUAUUUAUAUAGCCCUUCGUACAUCAGCUGAUAUCUCAAAGUGCUGUACAGAAACCCAGCCUAAAACCCCAAACAGCAAGCAAUGCAGGUGUAGAAGCACGGUGGCUAGGAAAAACUCCCUAGAGUUUGGAGUGCAUGCACCUGUAAUUGUAUUCUCAUUUUUUAAAUGUAGAUCCCCAAGUGGAGUAUGCCCAUACAACUGCAGCCCUUAAUUUGUGAUUCGGUACUAAUAGCAUUGCGUGACGUUAGUGCAGCUUCCCCACCCUCCAUCCAUUUAGCAUUAGCGAUUCUAAAGUUUCUCUUAAUUAUUGACAUUGUAAGUACGCAUCUGUUCUGUUAGCCACAAGUCAUGGAAAAGUUCCCAAAGGAUGGUGUUUAUUCUGAAAGACUAGCCUUAAAGAGACAGGCAACAAGCACCAUCUGAGCAGAAACACUAACUUCUGUGUGAUCAGGGAGAGCACAGUGUCUGUUCAGUACGUCUAUCUGAAUGAGAGGAUGUGCUUGUGUGCGUUCCUAUUAUUUAACUGUACAUGUUCGACUUUACAAACUGCCUGAAAGUGCUUGUAUGCCAAUAUUUGAGAUGCAUGUAAGUUGAUGGAAUGAUGUCUGUUCAGAUUCGAUAGACUCAUUAAACCCUAACAACAACAGUCUGGUCUCUGUGAGAUUGCUUUGCAGGAUGUCCUCAAUAAUUGCUAAGAUCUGCAGAGUCGUCCAAUGCAUCCCCAUUCAGUCCUCCAGAUGGCUGCUAUGACUCACAGCAGUCUGGUAUCUGUCGUCAUUUCCCUCUGUUCCUACUAAGCAGGUGAGCUGAAAUCAAUGUAGAUAUGUAGGAUUAUUCUGAGGUAAGAUGGUAUCCUAUGCAGCAUCUUGAACAGGACAAUGACAUCGUCACAUGUCGUCUCUUGUGCGUACGCACACGCUGAGCAAAGACUUACUGUAUAUUAGUUUUGAAAGCUUGAGAUGGAUGAUGAAGUGAUUGAUUAAAAAGAAUACAGGAGUGUAUGUAAUAAGACUAGAACAUUAUCAAACCACUCAUUCAUGACAGAAAUAUGAUUAAGGAGAUUGCAAUACUGUAGGUCUACACCCAGUGUAGUACAUCGGUCCAUGGAACAAUGGGUGUAAACAGUGAAGAAUAUGUCAAAUCAUCACUGUAUCGUAAUGAACCAAAGUGAUGUGACCACAAGCAGCCCUAUCUAAGCAUAUUAUCCAAUCAUAACUUCACAUUUCAUGUUGAAUAAUGAUAGCUCUGAGUCCCUUUAACACAAUGUAUUAGAUGUGAAUGCAGGGGAGGAUUGGGGGAACAAAAAAUAACACAUUCUUGAUGGGCUCAGACUCCUGGGGUUGAAAUGAUAUGUCCUACACCUUGUCUUCAACUGUAUGCAGUUACUCUGAUUAACCUCCUGAACUACCCCCUCCCACUUUCCUCCUUGCAGAGCCCCGGCCAGACUAUACCAACCAAUUCCUCUCGAAGCCAAGGGGGAAUCUGCUGCAGUCUGUUGGCAAAACCUUCACAUUAGACACGUGUUUCCUGCAAAAUAGAGCUGGAAUCAGAGUCAGCCCUCUUUUUGUAUUACCUGUUAGGCUGUGAUGAGAUGUAUCCCAUCACAUGUAGUGUCCUUGAUGCCCAGGGCUGUGCAAACCCUCCCCUCGGUAUGCCAGUCAGGAGAGAAGCCUGAACAAAGCCAUGAGAGAAGAGCUGCUGGGAGAGUGAAAGAACUGAUACUCUCACUGACUGUCGCCUGGACAACCAGGCACAGGAGGGAGGGAAGAGUGAGAGAAAGGGAGAAAACAACAAAACAUAAUUGUCAUGGUGGCCAAGACACAUUGAGUCUUGUAUCAGAGAGGCUGCACAAAGGUGCAGGCGCUCUCCCUAGUGGAGCUAGAACACUGAACAUUAAACAGAGAUCAACAGAGCGAAUCAAGUGAACAUCUGGAGAACAAGUUUGAAAUGAAAUUGUUCAGCACAGGUUUGCAUCCUCGAAGGACUCCAUAGGGCUGCACACCCCGUCAGUUCAUACCUCUACUCAUCAAGCUCAGACCCAGAUGUUCUCCCAGUGCAGACAGAUGUUGAACUGCUCUGUUCUCUCAGUGAGGGUGUCCAUCUCUGCUCUGAACAAUGGCAUGGCACAGGGUGGACUCAUUGUCAUGGUGCUCCAGCCAUGGACUUGGAAGACGAGACGUUGUUAUUCCAGAGCAGCUGGGAUGCUGAGAAAGAAGAGGAGGAGAAGGAGGAGGGCGGGGAGUCAGAUACACAGAUUAAUGGGAGAACCGGCACCACUGGAGGCAAUGGCGUGUGGGGAGCAGUGGGCUGGGUCUACACACAGCCCUGGGUGAGUGGUGUUGUCCUGGGAGUUGGAGUUUUUCUCCCCUGUGCCCUCUCUGCCUACAUGUUCCUAUACUGCCCCCCAUUGGACAUAGACCUUUCCUACAGUGCCUUUGAGGUUCACAGCCACUUCUCCGCUGAGCGGUUUGAUGCACUCACCAUUGCCAUAAAGACUCAGUUGGGGUCCUGGGACAGACGCAGGCGUGACGUGGACCCCUAUGACUCCACCACUCUACAGGAGCUGCUGUUGGACAUGCUGGGUAGGCAGGGAGAUGGAACAUCCAACAGGACAUCACAUGGAGGGCUGACCUCAACAUCUCUGAAAAAAAACUUGUUCAAAAGAGUAGUUAUGGAACAGAGAGGAGAUGCCCUGAGUCAGCGAGAGACUGAGAGGCAUGGAGAGGCUAGGGGUGGUAAACUAGAGGUAAGAGACGAGGAUAAAAAUACAACUAAUUUAGGAACAUUUGAGAGUCGUGAGUCCAUAGAAGGAGAGGGCGACAGGGACAGUGAGAGAUCUCAGACUAGGAUGCGCAGGUUUGCCCCCAACUACUCAUACCUGCAGAGCCAGGCCCUGUGGAGGAUCGAGCUGGUGUUUGUAGCUCAGGGUGGGGUGGACAACAACAUCUUCACCCCAGAGCGUCUCCGCACCAUCCACCACAUAGAGCGUCUGCUCAUGCAGCAUCCCCAGUUCCAACAGUUCUGUUGGAAGCCUCUGGAGGUCCUGAGAGACCUGCCCCUGGGCCCCUCCUACUGCUCCCCUCCAAGCUCCCUCCUCUCCUACCUCUUCCCCAGUGAACGGGGAGGCAGGAUCUACUACGAUGGCAUGGGACCCAACCUGGCUGACAUCCAUGGUGCUCUGAGUCUAGCGAUCACCCACCCACAGUUCUACUGGUAUGUGGAUGAGAGUCUGGCCCCUGACCGGCUCUCCUCCUCUCUCCUGCGCAGUGAGAUCCAAUUUGGAGCUCCACUGCCCUCUUACUGCUCCCUCCAGGACCGGCCUGAGGAGCAGAGAAGCCGCUUCAGGAACUUCGUGGUUCAGUACGCUGACAUCCUGGCUCAGCAGUCCACCAGCCAGGUGAAGGUGUUGUAUGGGGGCACAGAGCUGUUUGAUAACGAGGUGAGACGGACCUUCCACAGAGACAUGUUGCUGGCGCUGAUCAGUGGAGGCUGCAUCACUCUGCUGGUCUAUUUCCUCACCUCCUUCUCAAUGUUCCUGACAUUCUUUGGGCUCACUAGCAUUGGUCUGAGCUGCCUGGUCGCUCUUUUUCUCUACCAUGUGGUCUUUGGGGUGAGAUACCUGGGCAUCCUCAAUGGGGUUGCAGCCUUUGUGAUCAUUGGCAUUGGUGUGGAUGAUGUGUUUGUGUUCAUGAGUACCUUCAGACAGGCUUCCCACUUAGUCCAUCCAGUCCAGAGGAUGGUGUACACGGUGAAAACAGCUGGCCGGGCAACCUUCCUCACCUCCUUCACCACCGCAGCCGCAUAUGCUGCCAACACCUUCUCACAGAUUCCGGCCGUGCAUGACUUCGGCCUAUUCAUGGCCCUCAUCGUCAGCUGCUGUUGGCUUUGGGUGUCAAUCCUCAUGCCCGCUGCCCUGUGUAUCUGGACCCAGUGUAUUGACCCCCAGGAGAAUUCCUGUCUCAAAUGGUGGAAGGCACUUGCAGGACUGCCAGUGAGCCACAGUCCUUUGUCAGAUGAGGAUGACGAUGUGAUCCUACUGUCAGUAGAGAUGGAGCCAGCAGGCUCCUGUGACACAGAUGUAGAUGCAGCCAUUCUGUCCCUGUCAGUGGAGACUUCUCUCUCACCACCAGAGCAGGGAACUUCAGGCAUGGUCAGCAUUUACCUUCAGUGGGCUCUGAGGCACUGGGUGGCAGAGCCAGCCGUGGAGAACCGUAAAGUCAUUCUAGGAAUCUACUUCCUGGUCCUGCUGCUGUCUGCUGGGUGCUGCUGCCUCCUGCGGCCGGCCACUCAUGCCCCGUUACUGUUUCGUCCAGACACCAACCUCCAGACUCUACUGGGACUGAGGAACAACCUAAGUGCCCAGGGCAUAUCCUGCCACAUGUGCUCUGGUCUGUUCAUGGAGAAACCUCAUCUUCUGCACAGCCCUACCCAUACUACCCCCUCCGUGGCUUGGUAUCACCCCCAUCAGCAUACCAUAAACACUUCAAACUCAACUCUACGGAGCCCAAUCACACCAAGCACUUCCUCCAUCACAACAGGGCCUCUGCUGACCGUGUAUGUCUCUAAGCUGGAUGUAGGCGCUUCUAUCACUCUGUACCGCUUCUCUCUGAAUACUAGCAUGCCCUCGCCUUGGAAAAGCCUCAGUCCUAGGAAUGGAGAAGUUCCAUCCUUUCAGGCUUACAUUGAACCUCACAGCAACUUCAGCACCCACAUGACUGUGUGUGUGUCCCACCCCAGCCCUCGCUGGAUGAUCACUUCCCAGUCAUGUGACCCACGCCACGGCUGGAGGUCAGAGUUCAGCUUCUAUGUGGCAUCGGCUGAGCAGCAGCACAGCAGGAGGCUGUAUUUUGCCCAGCACAAGCUUAGUCCUCAUCCAAGCCGAGUGUGUGCAGAACCACCUGGUUGUGUGAUCAGCUCCGGCCCUGACGGACCCACACGGGGCUACUUCUACACACCGCUCCCCACAGAUUCCACCUCAACGAAAAGGUCCAGGACCUCCGGUUUUAACCCCUGUAGUGGAGGUGGCUGUGGCCAGCCAGCAGUCCGUCCUCUGGUUGACACUGGUGCCAUGGUGUUUGUGGUUUUUGGAAUACUGGGAGUCAACCGCACCCAACGCACAGACAACCACGUCAUUGGGGACAUGGGCAGUGUGAUAUUGGAUCCAAACUUUGAUAUCUUCCAAGAGAUUGGUCAUCUCUGCCAAAUCUGUAAAGUCAUCAGUGCUAAUAAACAGCUUGUGAAGCCGGGAGGAGCCCAAUGUCUACCCUCCGGCAACAAGCUUUCUUCUAUCCUGCCCUUACUCCACCCAGACUGCCACUCACUCCCUGAGCCCAACCUGUUGCCAGGCCAGCUGUCCCAUGGGGCCGUGGGAACACACGGUGGCAGAGUGCGCUGGCUCUCCAUGGCCUUUGAGUCUACCACCUACAAGGGGAAAUCCUCUUUCCAGACUCGCUCAGACUUCCUCCAAUGGGAGACCUUCCUACAAGAGCAGCUCUCAGCUCUCCCAGAGUCCUCUGCUCUACGGAGAGGUUUCCAGACAUGUGAGCACUGGAAGCAGAUCUUUAUGGAAAUCAUAGGUGUGGAGAGCGCCCUCUGCAGUCUGCUCCUGUCCCUGGCCAUCUGUGUGGCAGCGGUGUCUGUUUUCACUGCCCAUACGCUUCUGCUGCUGCCAAUACUGCUCACCAUUAUGGGGGUCAUCUGUCUGGUGGUGGCCAUCAUGUACUGGCUGGGCUGGGAGUUGGGGGCCAUGGAGGCCAUCUCUCUGUCCAUCCUAGUGGGCUCCUCAGUGGACUACUGCCUGCACCUGGUGGAGGGCUACCUGCUGGCUGGGGAGACCUCAACAGCCACACCAGAACACACUAUGGAUCUGUCAGCUAAAAGGCAGAGACGGACCCUAGACGCAGUGAACCACGUAGGAGUUGCCAUAGUGUCCAGUGCUGUCACCACAGUCAUUUCAACCAUCCCUCUCUUCUUCUGUGUCAUCGUGCCUUUUGCUAAAUUUGGUCAGAUCGUGGCCAUAAACACAGUAGUAUCCAUCUUGUUCACCCUGACUGUGACAGCAGCCAUGUUAGCCACCAUGGGCCCUGCCAACUUCCACAGGCCUCCCGGUGCAGUGCUGAAGGCCAGCCUGGCAGUACUGGGUACCACAGCCUUUGGCGUUGCCCUGUGCUGGGCAACUAGGACCAGUCCCUGGCACACAGUAGUCACCAUGUGACCACAAACUCAACCACUACUGUUACCUCUGUAAGCAAAACUAAGAGGCUUGGUCUAAACUUCAGUUUAUCAUUGUUCUAUACAUGCAGCUGUAAGGUUUCAGAUACGUAAAAGCAUCUUGUUGAAGUAGACCAUUCUUCAUGUGGAUAAAGUUGAAUCAUUUUUUUACCAAAAGAACAGAAUGUGGUCUCUUGAGAAUAAAUAGUCUGCAGAAUAGGUUUUGGUUUCUGUGGAUGCAGCCUACUGCCCACAGAAGGAGAUUACAGUGUUGAUUUAAAUACUGGUUGGAUCCACGUUGUUCUAUUGUCCAUGUUACUCUGUUCCUGAGAAUAUUUAUUUUUUUAGAAAAUGUCUAGCUUCUCUGACCUGCUAUUAGCACUAACCUCAUCUCUGAUGGUUGGAAACCACACUUUGAGGUCCAAGAAGACAUGUGUUGAAUCAUAAUAAAAAUAUGAAUCAUU